This is a messenger RNA of Penicillium vulpinum, 984 nucleotides long. RefSeq lists its product as uncharacterized. The record is from RefSeq and is a predicted model, not a curated record. Bases 1 to 984 code for a protein of 327 amino acids. NCBI's taxonomy places the organism in Eukaryota, Fungi, Ascomycota, Eurotiomycetes, Eurotiales, Aspergillaceae. The transcript is spliced from 2 exons.
AUGCGGCUGCUAUGGGCCAUCCUCUACCUGGGCAAUGCCCUCGCUGCUUCCAUCCCGCAUGCGGAUUCUCAUCAACUCCGACUUCCCUUCGUUCCUUCCCCUGAUGACCUCGCAAAUGGCGUCAUAUCAAAACUCUCUCUCAAUUUCUCAAUCCAGAAUGGAUACCUAUACGCCAAUGAACACCAAGUCUAUCCUCCAUCAGUGAAAAUGCAGCUCCACGCACCUCUCUAUGAAGGCGUAAACCUAAAUAAACUCAGUACCAGGAGCGUGGAUUUAUCCUACACGCUCGAGACUCAACAAUUGAGCAAAGAUGACACGGGAUCCACGGCGGAUAUGAUCCGCGUGCGAAUCGAGUUGCUCAGUCUGCAGGGCAACCUGGUGUCACCGCACGCAGUAGCCAUCAAUCUUCUCGUCCACAAAAGUGGCCAGUACGAAAUGGACCGUCUCCGUAUCGAGCCAGCUCGCAGCGGUGACCAGGAGGAUCAUUUCUCCCAGAAUAGCCAGCCGUGGGUGAUCAGGUACUGGAAUACACAAUUCGGUUCUGCUUUCGACAAUCCCAAGGCCGAGACCAUGAUGCCAGCUCAGGGGCUAGCGCCGGUUAAAAAAUAUUACCCCCAGAUCGUUGCUACCAACGCCGAACCCAGUGAUACCGCAGUUGAACCUCAGUCUAAGGGUCCAUUCUGGGCUGAGCAGGCCAGGUUUAACCGUCAUCUUUACCACGACUAUCAUCCCAAGGACUCGCCUACGCGAACCAUUCCUCUCAUCGUUCUUCCUGUCUUGCUGGUUAUUGUAAUCGGGCUGGUGGUUUGCUUAAUUGGGUUCCCUGCCGCAAAUCUGCUGAUGUUCUUGGGGGUGUGCCUUGGAGGGCAGAAGGUACAAAGCCACAGAUCACCGAGUGUCUCAAUGGAAGAAGGCACAUUUUACGAAACUGUCCUCAUGAUCCCGCAGAUUUGCGUAACAGACGCUUCCGAUUCGAAAGUCUGA